GAACUCGCCGGCUGAUGACACUGCGGAAGUGUCAUGGCGCCGCGCGUCAUGCCGCGUCACAGCCUGCUCUAGCCUAAAACAACUUGUAAUGACUCUUCUCUCACUCGUUAGGACGUGAUAUUGGAUCCAGACAUCCCAGUAAAUCGCAACGAUGGCUGAUUCAGGCUCCGGGGACCCCAGCGGUCAACGUGUGCCGACCCCUGGAGGGAGCGGUCGGGGCCUGCUGAUGGGCCGUCGACCUCCUGCUGCCAUGUCGACCGGCCGUCUCCCCUCCAUGCGCUCGAGAGACCUCACACUGGGAGGAGUAAAGAAGAAAACCUUUACACCCAACAUUAUUGGCAGGAAAGUCAAAGAAGAGACGAAAGCAGAAGGCGGACCGAGGAGAGACAGGAGGGAAGGUGGUCGAGGCCGCGGCCCCAGAGAUAGAGGCCGGGGCAGAGGCCGCCCGGAGGUCAUACAGUCCCACUCUAUUUUUGAGCAGGGCCCGGCUGAGAUGAUGAUGAAAAAGAAAGGUGGCUAUGAAAAUGAGAGAGAAGCUCCCAGCAUGGGACCCUCACCCAUCAUCAAUAUUAAAAAGGAAAAGCGAGAGACGGAGGAAGAGACCAAAGAGAUACUUGCCAAGCUGGAGCGGGAUACUUUUAUAGACGACCCCUUCCUGAGGAGCGAGCGCAGGAGCUGCCCUGUCCAGCUUCCUCUUGCUGUAUCGGGUUGGGGAUUCACGGAGGAAUUUAGUAAAGAUGCUGUUAAAAUUAAGAAGGAGGAAGAGGAGGAGGAGGAUGGUGAACCCAUGGAACAUGCAGUUGAAGUGAAACAGGAGCCGGUGGAAACGGAAAUUAAGAAGUCAGAAGGAGCUUUCAGGCCCCCUCCUCUCCCUGAGCCCGAAGUUCUCCCCGAGCUGCUGCAUCGAUGGAGUCUGAACAAAGGGGAGGAGCUCUUCUUCAUGCAGAUGCCCGACACGCUGCCCGGCCAGCCCCCGACUCAGGAGCACAGGCCCGUGAAGACGGAGGUGCAGUCAGAGGACGGACAGUCUGUGCUUCUGAAAACCGAAUCUCUGGAGGAUGAACCUGAAGACAGCCACUGCAAUCUGAAAGAUUUGCGGGAGGGUCUCGUGGGGAAAAUGUUGGUGCGGAGGUCCGGCCGGGUCCAGCUCAUACUGGGACAAGUGACACUCGAUGUGUCUCUAGGAGCAUCAUGCUCUUUUCUACAGGAGUUGGUCUCUAUUGGUACUGAGGGAAGAACAGGCAACUUGACUGUAUUAGGGAAUGUCAAACACAAAAUGGUUUGCUCCCCGGACUUUGAGGCUCUGCUGGAGAGCAGUGCUUGAUGCUUGAGAUGACUGAAUCCCCUGGAUGCACUUCUGGUGGAAUGUGAUGUUGACAAGAUGCUCACUUUUACUACGGACCGCUGGACCCUGACAUCAAGUAAAAGGAUCAUGGAUGUUAACUGUGCUCCUGUGAUUCCAUGAAGGCUAUAAUAUGAUGAACAAAAUGAAAAUACACUAUAAAUAUAAAACGCAAUUGAGUUUUACCUUCUUCUAUUGGAAUAGUUCUGUUAAUUCAGGAUUCAAGGUUGAAUGUUGUGCCAAAUUUCAGUUCCAUCUGUAACUGAGAUUACUUGAAAAGACUGUACAUGAGUGUAAAUGUGCAAAUAAAAAGGUUUUUU
Messenger RNA from Gasterosteus aculeatus aculeatus (three-spined stickleback), 1662 nucleotides. It is a transcript of the gene polr3d, whose product is annotated as polymerase (RNA) III (DNA directed) polypeptide D. Gene Ontology annotation, biological process: tRNA transcription by RNA polymerase III. NCBI's taxonomy places the organism in Eukaryota, Metazoa, Chordata, Actinopteri, Perciformes, Gasterosteidae. Gene Ontology annotation, molecular function: DNA binding. The record is from RefSeq and is a predicted model, not a curated record. Gene Ontology annotation, cellular component: RNA polymerase III complex.